This is a messenger RNA of Lactuca saligna, 453 nucleotides long. NCBI's taxonomy places the organism in Eukaryota, Viridiplantae, Streptophyta, Magnoliopsida, Asterales, Asteraceae. The record is from the annotation of a GenBank genome assembly.
AUGUUAAUGUCAAUUUCAGGAACAGAAACAACCUUAUGGUUUUGUGUCGUUGUUUUGUUGAGGCUAGCUUCUCAAUUUCCUAAACGGAUAAGAAUACUGGAAGGAAAUUUGGGGGAUGCACUAACUUCAAGGUAUGUUCUUCACUCUUUAAUCCAGUAUAAAGUUUUGUUAUGGGAAUCGGGGCAAAUCCGUCAUAAAAGUGUUCAAGAUCCUUUCAGGUAUUGUAAGAUCUUCAUAUGGUUGGACCUACCUUUGCCUAGUGAAGAUUACAAAAGCCUGAUGUACCAAAUGCAUUUAGCUCUGGUUGGUAUGGCUGAUGGCAAUGCUCAGUUGGAACAGGUGAAUGUUGAUCAUAAUAGGAGGUUGAUGUUGAUGAUGAAGCUUCUGUUCAUCAUGGUCAUGCUAUUUGCAGUAAUGUUAGUAACAGGGAUUUUAUUGCUGGUGAAAGUGUAG